Messenger RNA from Prorocentrum cordatum, 309 nucleotides. Lineage: Eukaryota; Dinophyceae; Prorocentrales; Prorocentraceae. The record is from the annotation of a GenBank genome assembly.
AUGCACACGGGGCAGGCCACGGCUUACGGCGAGGCUACAGCCGAGGAUAUUCAGAUGGCUGCUUCUUGUUCGUUCUCAGUCGAAUUUGAAACUAUGAGUGGCGGCGUCAAGCGGAGCGAUAGCAGCACCGGAGCUCAGAUGCAGUUCAAGGUUUGUGGCCACUGGACAAAUAUAAUGUGGAUCCUCCAUAGCGUAGUUGAUCCUGCUGCAGGUGCGACAUCAGGCCAGGCGGUGAGCAAGCGGUUCGCCAUGAACGAACGGCCAACAAAGAUGAGUAUCGAAGCAGGCGGGAGCGAUGCCUUGCAGUGA